Molecule: messenger RNA, 2103 nt
Organism: Setaria italica (foxtail millet)
Lineage: Eukaryota; Viridiplantae; Streptophyta; Magnoliopsida; Poales; Poaceae
Product: pyruvate kinase, cytosolic isozyme
Exons: 3
Coding region: 214-1755 (513 amino acids)
Biological process (GO): glycolytic process
Cellular component (GO): cytoplasm
Molecular function (GO): magnesium ion binding; pyruvate kinase activity; potassium ion binding
Source: RefSeq, a predicted model, not a curated record
CCUCUGCAGGCGUCCACCUCCGCUCGUCGGCCUCGCCCACGGAAUCGCAAAAUUCCCCAUUCCUCCCCACCCAUUCUAUAAAACUCCGCCACCAAAUCUCACACCACAUCUCGCUCCUCUCGCCGCUCACCACCACCACCGCUCCCCCGUUCCGGAUCGCCGCCGCCGCAGCAGCUCGGGAGGAGGAGACGAGAGAUCCAGACAGCGCGCGCCAUGGCGAACAUCGACAUGGCGGCGAUCCUGGCGGACCUGGAGCGCGGCGGGCCCGACGCGCGGGUGCCCAAGACCAAGCUCGUCUGCACGCUCGGCCCGGCCUCCCGCGCCGUGCCCAUGCUCGAGAAGCUGCUCCGCGCCGGCAUGAACGUCGCGCGCUUCAACUUCUCCCACGGCACCCACGAGUACCACCAGGAGACGCUCGACAACCUCCGCCAGGCCAUGCACAACACCGGCAUCCUCUGCGCCGUCAUGCUCGACACCAAGGGUCCUGAGAUCCGUACUGGAUUUUUGAAGGACGGUAAACCAAUUAAGCUAACCAAGGGUCAAGAACUCACUGUCACCACUGAUUAUGAUAUCAAGGGUGAUGAGAAUAUGAUCUCUAUGAGUUACAAGAAACUACCUGUAGAUGUGAAACCUGGAAAUGUCAUACUAUGUGCAGAUGGUACUAUCUCUUUGACUGUCCUAUCUUGCGAUCCUGAUUCUGGAACUGUGAGAUGUAGGUGUGAGAACACUGCAAUGCUCGGCGAAAGAAAGAACUGCAAUUUGCCAGGCAUUGUUGUUGAUCUUCCUACACUGACUGAGAAGGAUAAAGAGGACAUUUUGGGAUGGGGCGUUCCAAACGAUAUUGAUAUGAUUGCUCUAUCCUUUGUUCGUAAAGGAUCAGAUUUGGUGACUGUCAGGCAGCUUCUUGGGCAGCAUGCCAAGCGCAUUAAGUUGAUGUCAAAGGUUGAAAACCAAGAGGGUGUUGUAAAUUUUGAUGAGAUCUUGAGGGAGACUGAUGCGUUUAUGGUUGCUAGAGGUGAUCUGGGAAUGGAGAUUCCAGUUGAGAAGAUUUUCCUUGCUCAGAAGAUGAUGAUCUACAAGUGCAACAUUGCUGGCAAACCUGUGGUUACUGCUACCCAGAUGCUUGAGUCUAUGAUCAAAUCUCCAAGGCCAACUCGUGCUGAGGCCACUGAUGUUGCAAAUGCUGUUCUUGAUGGGACUGACUGUGUCAUGCUCAGUGGUGAGAGUGCUGCUGGAGCAUACCCUGAGCUGGCUGUGAAGAUCAUGGCCCGUAUCUGCAUUGAGGCAGAAUCUUCCCUGGACCAUGAUGGUGUUUUCAAGGCAAUGAUCAGGUCUGCACCCCUUCCAAUGAGCCCACUCGAGUCUCUUGCAUCAUCUGCUGUGCGAACUGCCAACGUGGCCAAGGCUGCACUGAUCGUCGUCUUGACUCGCGGUGGCACCACGGCCAAGCUUGUCGCAAAGUACCGUCCCAGGGUUCCAAUCCUCUCCGUGGUUGUCCCUGUGCUGACUACUGAUUCCUUCGACUGGACCAUCAGCUCCGAGGGCCCGGCGAGGUACAGCCUGAUCUACAGAGGCCUCAUCCCUCUCCUUGCCGAGGGCUCUGCCAAGGCUACAGAUUCAGAGUCGACAGAGGUGUUCCUGGAGGCUGCGCUGAAGUCUGCAGUACAGAAGCAGCUGUGCAAGCCUGGUGACUCCAUCGUGGCUCUUCACCGAAUCGGCGUGGCGUCUGUAAUCAAGAUCUGCAUCGUGAAGUGAUCAUCAGAGUCGAUUACUUGAAUCCCAGGGUUCUCGAGUUCUCAUCUCUGGGGUUCAUGGAACAAAACUUCUACACCUGUUUUUACUACUGCAUCUCCUGGAGACAAUUAAUUACCCUGGAAGCCUGCUGUGCGCAGGAUGUUUUUGUUUGCAUAGUUUUUGAAAGAGCUGGUAAAUGAGGAGGGAGAGGACUCCAUUAUGUAGUGGUAAUAAGAUUUGUUGGUAUCUACGUUUAAAAAGCGUUUCUCAUGAACAUGAUGGAACGUGCCAUGGAUUCGCGUUGCAUGUUCAGCACGAACAUUGUGCAGCUGGUAAACGAGUUGUUUGAAUUAGUGAGCUUUCAGAAUA